Molecule: messenger RNA, 1038 nt
Organism: Asparagus officinalis (garden asparagus)
Lineage: Eukaryota; Viridiplantae; Streptophyta; Magnoliopsida; Asparagales; Asparagaceae
Product: vacuole membrane protein KMS1-like
Exons: 4
Source: RefSeq, a predicted model, not a curated record
AAUACUUUCCAACUAAUCUACAAAUGUCUUGCAGCACGUAUAUCAGGCAGUAAAUUAGAGGCCAUGGAAGAAUUCGAUGCUACUUCAUCAAAAGAGGACGGGUUUAUAUGCGCAUCACUAAAGCAAAUAAAACGCUGGUUUCUUACCCAUUCACAACAUCUGAACUUUUUUACAAUCCUCCUGCUUGCUUCGGUGCCAAAUCCAUUAUUUGACCUUGCUGGUAUCAUGUGUGGGCAAUUUGGGAUCCCAUUUUGGAAGUUCUUUUUAGCAACUGUGAUUGGAAAGGCAUUAGUUAAGACUCACAUACAGACCGUUUUUAUCAUCUCAGUCUGCAAUAACCAACUUUUUCAGUGGGUGGAGAAUGAGUUCAUUUGGGUGCUUGAUCACAUUCCUGGAUUUGCUUCUCUGCUUCCAAGCAUCAUUGCCAAAUUACAUAACCUCAAGCAGAAGUUUAUGUCAGCACCAGUUCCAGAUACUGCACAAAAGGCAAAACAGUGGAAUCUAUCAUUCACUCUGGUAUGGAACACUCUGAUUUGGUUGAUGAUCCUGAACUUCUUCCUGAAGAUAGUCACAUCUACUGCACAAAGAUAUUUGAAAAAGCAGCAAGAACUGGAGAUAAAGCUGCAUGAACAAAGAACAGGUAAUUAAAGAGUAAACAAGAACCUGCAAGCAAAUAAUUAUUCAUGUCCGCCAUCUUGCCUGAGCAUGGUCGGCUGAGACCAUUGGAAAUCAUUCGCGAUUGAAGUCGAAUAUAUGCAUCAUAUCCCCCAAGAUUCUUUUGUGUAUAGAUGACACUGAUUAAAGUUAUUGAAUCAUUGGAGGCAGGUCUAUUUUUGUCCCUGCCUGGGGGAGUGAGCAUAAUUGUUCUGAUUACUGCUAAUUAGUUAUUCAUUUGAUUAUUGCAACGAAGUUUGUUUUUAACUGUUUCCUUGAUAUCAUUAUUGCGUUGGAGAAUUAAAAUUACAGUUAUUACUAUAGUAAGACUGUUCCCUUUGUUUAGGGGUUCUUCGACAAUAAUAUCUGAAUAAUUUUACAUAA